This is a messenger RNA of Epinephelus fuscoguttatus (brown-marbled grouper), 1155 nucleotides long. RefSeq names its product DnaJ (Hsp40) homolog, subfamily C, member 12 (gene dnajc12). The transcript has 5 exons. NCBI's taxonomy places the organism in Eukaryota, Metazoa, Chordata, Actinopteri, Perciformes, Serranidae. The record is from RefSeq and is a predicted model, not a curated record. Gene Ontology annotation, cellular component: cytoplasm. Bases 292 to 813 code for a protein of 173 amino acids.
UGAUGGAAGGGACCGCUAAACAUUCCCAACAACUCAGGAGAGGUCUCCCUUUACAAUUUUAACUAUUUGAUAGUUUUUCCACUAACUAACCAGAGACAGCUGACAUAAUAAUAACAAGAUAAACUUUGGGAAUAUCUCCAGUGUGGAUGAUUGUCAGUGAGUGACCCACAGCAACAGCGAGGGGGAGCCAGCAGCAGCGACCCUUGAACCACACAUCUGUGAUCCAGGAUAACAGACAGUCAAGCUGCUCCGUGACGAGAAGAAAGCAUACACACCUCAUAGCAGGUUUAUAUGGAGGCUAUUUUGAACUGCAAACCAGAGGACUUGGAGGAUUACUACGGGCUGUUAGGGUGUGAUGAGUUGUCGUCGACUGAACAGAUCCUCAAUGAAUACAAGAUCCGAGCCUUGGCAUGUCACCCAGACAAACACCUAGACAAUCCAAAAGCAGUGGCAGAUUUCCAAAAGCUGCAGGAAGCCAAAGAGGUUUUGUGUGAUGAAACCAAAAGAAAAAACUACGACCUUUGGAGAAGAAGUGGAGUUAAUAUUCCGUUUAGUGACUGGCAAGCCUUGAACGACUCUGUAAAAAUGUCAAUGCACUGGGCUGUGAGAAAUAAGAAGGAACCAAUGUUGGAGGCCUCAAAUGCAGAAAGCCCUGUCACUUCCCAAGCAGAGGACCCUCAGUCUGAGCAAGACGCAACGAGGAUUUCAUCAUGUGACACGCCAUCCUCAAGUGAUUACUGCCAUCGACGUUUCCGCUGGGCCGGCGACUCACCAUCUAGUCUGCUGCAGAAGUUCAGAAAUUAUGAAAUAUAAAUAUAUCAACAGUUUAAUUAUGUGUAAAUGUUUGUGUUUUGUUGUUGUCCUUACUCAGUUGGGACCCUGUGAACUGUGGUGUCAGUUUCUGUGAAUAUGGCUCGGCUAUAACUCACGAAACUUGUUCCAUAAACUGGAACCUGUGAGCUCUAAAUGUGUCCGUCGCAAGUGUCAAAUGUUUUGUCAAACAGAAAUCAAAGAGUUGUGUAUGAGAUUAUAAGAAUAAUUUAUUUUGUCGUUAGUUUUGCUGAGAUUUGAUCAUGCCUGAUGCUGGAGUACCUUUAAUGCUGUAAUAUGUGUUUGUCUGUAAUGUUGGGACCAUAAAACUGAAGCAUCUUGUGU